AUGCCCCCUCUGAAUGCCAGCUGGACCCCCUCGCACCCCUCCUCCUUUCUGCUGGGGGGCAUCCCAGGGCUAGAGCGGGUGCAGGGCUGGAUCGCCGUCCCGUUGUGCGUCAUGUACGUUGCUGCAACGCUGGGAAAUUGCACCCUUCUCUACAUCGUCAAGGUGGAGCCCGGCCUGCAUGAGCCCAUGUACCUCUUCCUGGCCAUGCUGGCCGUCACCGACCUGCUCCUGGCCACCUCCACUGUGCCCAAAAUGCUGGCUGUCUUCUGGCUGGGCUCCGGAGCCAUUGGCUUCCACAUCUGCCUGGCCCAGAUGUUCUUCAUACAUGCUUUCUCGUCCGUCGAGUCUGGCGUGCUGAUGGCCAUGGCUCUGGACCGCUACGUGGCCAUUUGCUUCCCCCUCCGGCACUCUGCCGUCCUCUCCUUGCCGGUGAUUGUGAGGUUGGGCGGCCUCAUCCUGCUGCGUGGCGUGAUCCUCGUCAGCCCCUUCUGCUUCCUGGCCCACCGGCUGCCCUACUGUGGCCACCGCUUCAUUGCCCACGCCUACUGUGAACACAUGGCGGUGGUGAAGCUGGCUUGCGGGGAUGCCCGAGUCAACACGGCUUACGGCCUCUUCGUGGCUUUUGUCGUCGUUGGCUUCGACGUCUUCAUCAUCGCCACAUCCUAUGCCAUGAUCCUCAAGGCUGUGUUGAUGCUCCCCUCCAGCGAGGCACGGGUCAAGGCCUUUGGGACCUGCGCCUCCCAUGUCUGUAUCCUCCUCUCCUUCUACAUUCCUGGUCUCUUUACGUUCCUCACGCACCGGUUUGGUCAUGAUGUUCCCCACCAUGUCCAUAUCAUGGUGGCCAUACUCUACCUUCUGGUCCCGCCCACUUUGAACCCCAUUGUGUAUGGGGCCAAAACCAAGACCAUCAGGGAUAGAGUUCUUACCGUGUUCCUUAUUCCAGGAGAGCGGGGGCAGCUCUUAUGCCAUAAGAGGGCUUUGGUCUUUGACCAGUAA
Molecule: messenger RNA, 996 nt
Organism: Sphaerodactylus townsendi
Lineage: Eukaryota; Metazoa; Chordata; Lepidosauria; Squamata; Sphaerodactylidae
Product: olfactory receptor 52R1
Exons: 1
Coding region: 1-996 (331 amino acids)
Biological process (GO): G protein-coupled receptor signaling pathway
Cellular component (GO): membrane
Molecular function (GO): G protein-coupled receptor activity; olfactory receptor activity
Source: RefSeq, a predicted model, not a curated record